AUGUCGAAAUCAACGCUCGCCAUGUUUGCUGCUCUCGGCGCCGGAGGCGGUGCCGCCCUCACCGCCGCAGUCUACUCGCUGCGCUCCUCCUCCUCCAGCACCAAGAAGCCCGAGCCCACCAUCGCAUCCUCCACAACCACCGUCUCCAGCACGGCCACGGCCCCCGCGCCGCUGCCCUCCGCCCUCGCCGUCCCGCCCACGCAGGUCUUCACGCCCGCGGGCGUCGCCGGCCCCGUCAACCCGGCCGGCCUCUUCGAGUACGGCUUCCCCGGCCCCGUGGCCGACGUCGCCAGCCGGUCCGCCCUCAUCUCGAGCUACGACCGGCGCACGCGCAACCCGCACUGGGUCGUCGAGCACAUCACGCCCGCGUCGCUCGCCAUCCGCGACGGCGACCGCAAGAACAGCGCCUUCCUCGAGGACGACGCCGUGCCCACCAAGUUCCGCGCCCUCCUCAAGGACUACUACCGCAGCGGCUACGACCGCGGCCACCAGGUCCCCGCCGCGGACGCCAAGUGGUCGCAGCGCGCCAUGGACGAGACCUUUUACCUGUCCAACAUGUGCCCCCAAGUCGGCGAGGGCUUCAACCGCGACUACUGGGCGCACUUUGAGGACUUUUGCCGCCGCCUGACGAUCCAGUACCCCUCCGUCCGCAUCGUCACGGGGCCGCUCUACCUGCCCCGAAAGGACCCCGUCGACAACAAGUGGUACGUCAAGUACGAGAUGAUUGGCAGCCCGCCCUCGGUCGCCGUCCCGACGCACUUCUACAAGGUCAUCUUCGCCGAGGACGGCAAGGCCGGCGGCAACGUCUCCAUCGGCGCCUUCGUCCUGCCCAACGCCCCGAUUCCCAACGAGAAGCCCAUCACCGACUUCGAGGUCCCCGUCGAGGCCGUCGAGCGCGCCAGCGGCCUCGAGUUCGCCACGAAGCUGCCCCUCCAGCGACGCAAGAGGCUGUGUGCCGACACAACGUGCGCUCUCGUCAUCCGCGACUACGCCGACCGACAAAAGGCUUUUGCAAAGGGCGCCCAGCGCGCCAUUACCCCGCCUCCGCCGAAGCCGUAG
Purpureocillium lilacinum is the source of this 1059-nucleotide messenger RNA. RefSeq names its product nuclease. The record is from RefSeq and is a predicted model, not a curated record. Gene Ontology annotation, biological process: apoptotic DNA fragmentation. Gene Ontology annotation, cellular component: mitochondrial inner membrane; nucleus. Gene Ontology annotation, molecular function: metal ion binding; single-stranded DNA endonuclease activity; RNA endonuclease activity. Lineage: Eukaryota; Fungi; Ascomycota; Sordariomycetes; Hypocreales; Ophiocordycipitaceae.